Punica granatum (pomegranate) is the source of this 4288-nucleotide messenger RNA. NCBI's taxonomy places the organism in Eukaryota, Viridiplantae, Streptophyta, Magnoliopsida, Myrtales, Lythraceae. The record is from RefSeq and is a predicted model, not a curated record.
AAACCAGAGAAGUUGCUCAGUUUAACUUUUCAUAUGCUGCCCUGCAGAAGCUAUUCCGUGGUCGCAUUCUUCUUCUUCUUCUUCUUCUUCGCACUGUGGAAGGGUUUGGGAGAUUCUUCCCUGAAGCUAUUCUUUCUCCUCCUUCGUCGUCUUCGUCUUCGUCUUCUUCUUCUUCUUCUCCUUCUCCCUGCGGAAGGGUUUAGGAGAUUCUUCCCCGAAGCUGAAGUUCCUGUGGAGCUCUGAGAGACGGUGGGCCAACAGCGAGAGAGGGAAUUGAUCGAAGGUAUGGAGGACCCGAACAGCAUAGCAGGUAAUGUGGCUCGCGCCCUACUCGCAGCCCUGGACUGGCGCUCUACUCCUGGUGAUCGUAAAGCUGCUGUUUCUUUCAUCGAAUCGAUUAAGGCUGGAGAUGUGCGUGUUUUAGUAAGUGCAUCCUUCACCCUGGUGAAAAAGAACUCGGCUUCCGAGAUUAGAUUGCAAGCGUUUAAAUUGCUUCAGCAUUUGGUUAGGCUGCGGUGGGAAGAACUGAAUCCCGAAGAACGUAGAAACUUCGCGAAUGCUGCAGUAGAAUUGAUGUCUGAAAGUGCAAAUCCCUGCGAAGAGUGGGCCAUAAAGAGUCAGACAGCUGCACUCGUUGCGGAGAUAGUUCGAAGAGAAGGACUAAAUUUAUGGCAAGAGUUACUUCCAGCUCUAGUUUCACUAUCCAACAAUGGACCGAUACAAGCUGAGUUGGUGGCCAUGAUGUUGAGGUGGCUUCCUGAAGAUAUUACUGUUCACAAUGAGGAUUUAGAAGGGGACAGGCGCAGGUUAUUAUUGCGGGGACUCACGCAAUCAUUGCCUGAUGUUCUGCCAUUAUUGUACACAUUGCUGGAAAGGCAUUUUGGUGUUGCAAUGAGUGAAGCUGGGAGGCAACAGUUUGGAAUUGCAAAGCAGCAUGCAGCUGCAGUAACUGCUAUAUUAAAUGCAGUCACUGCAUAUGCUGAGUGGGCUCCCUUGUCGGACCUCGCCAAAUAUGGCAUAAUUCACGGGUGUGGUGUCUUACUAUCUUCUCCUGAUUUCCACCUUCAUGCAUGUGAAUUUUUCAAGCUUGUCUCCCCAAGAAAGAGACCUCCUGAUGACUCUGCUUCUGAAUUUGAUGCUGCAAUGGGCAAUGUCUUUCAGAUAUUGAUGAAUGUCUCUAGGGAAUUCUUGUACAGAUCUGCCUCAAGUCCUGAGGUUAUUAAGGAAAGUGAAUAUGAGUGCGCAGAAUAUAUAUGUGAGAGUAUGGUGUCUUUGGGCUCUUCAAACUUGCAAUGUAUUGCUGGAGAUAGCACCACUCUUUCUCUAUAUUUGCAACAGAUGGUGGGAUAUUAUCAGCAUUACAAGCUUGCCCUUCAUUAUCAAUCCUUGCUCUUUUGGUUGGCACUAAUGAGAGACUUAUUGUCAAAGCCUAAGAUUCACGGGCAUUCAUCAGGAGGAGAAAGCUCAACUGCAAGUAGUGUCAGUUCUGGCGCUGAUCAGGUUGAUUCUGAAAAGAAGAGGCUUCUAAGUUUUAUACAUGAUGACAUAUGUACUGCGAUUCUCGAGAUGUCUUUCCUGCGUUUGGUGAAGAAGGAAAAAGUCCUUCCUGAGACAGCAGCUUCUCUGAGAGCACUGGAAUUGUGGAGUGAUGAUUUUGAGGGAAAAGGUGAUUUUGGGCAAUAUCGCUCAAGGCUGCUGGAGCUUAUUAGGUUUGUUGCUGCUCACAAGCCACUGAUAGCUGCUGGUAUAGUAUCUGAAAGGAUUAUUUCCAUCAUCAAUACUCCCUCGCUUUCUUCAGUGCCUACUCAGGAUUUAGCUGUGACUGAAAGCAUGCAUUCGGCACUUGAAAAUGUCGUAAAUUCAGUUUUUAGUGGAAUGGAUGAAUUGCCUGGUGGAAGUGCUGAAGUUCAACUGGCAUUGUGCUCAAUAUUUGAAGGUUUGCUCCAGCAACUUCUUGCUUUGAAAUGGACUGAGCCAACCCUUGUGGAAGUGCUUGGGCACUAUCUGGAUGCACUGGGUCCUUUCCUGAAAUAUUCUCCAAAUGCAGUUGGCAGUGUGAUCAAUAAAUUGUUCGAGCUUUUAACCUCUCUUCCAUUUGCUGUGAAGGACCCUGCAACAAGCACUGCUCGGCAUGCAAGAUUACAAAUUUGUACUUCAUUUAUCCGUAUUGCAAAAGCUGCUGAUAAAAGCAUUCUACCUCACAUGAAGGGGAUUGCUGACACGAUGGGCUAUCUGCAAAGGGAAGGUCGCCUUCUGCGUGCAGAACACAAUAUUCUUGGCGAAGCAUUUCUAGUGAUGGCCUCUGUGGCUGGGGUCCAACAGCAACAAGAAGUUUUGGCCUGGUUAUUGGAACCAUUGAGUCAACAGUGGGUCCAAGUAGACUGGCAGAAUAAUUAUUUGUCUGAACCUUCUGGUCUGGUUCGACUCUGCAUGGAGACACCGGUCAUGUGGUCGGUUUUCCACACAGUGACUUUCUUUGAGAAGGCACUUAAGAGAAGCGGGUUCAGAAAAGUUCAUUCCCAAAGUGGCCCCACUGGAAGUCCUGCUACUUUGCACCCAAUGGCCUCUCAUUUAUCAUGGAUGCUGCCACCUCUCUUCAAAUUACUCAGGGUAAUACAUUCUUUUUGGUCUCCCUCUGUUAUCCAAGUACUACCAGCAGAGAUAAAGGCAGCUAUGAUUAUAAGUGACACAGAACGGACUAGUCUACUUGGAGAAGGGGCCUCCAAAUCAUCAAAGACUGCGUUGACUUUUGUAGAUGGAUCUCAAGUUGACUUGAGUAAGGAAGGACGUACAGAGCCCAACGAAAUUGAUAUAAGGAACUGGCUCAAAGGUGUGAGGGACAGCGGGUAUAAUGUUCUGGGCCUAGCAACUACUAUCGGAGAAUCAUUCUAUAAAUGUCUAGAUGCUCAUUAUGUUGCAGUUGCCCUAAUGGAGAAUAUACAAUCAAUGGAGUUCAGGCACAUGAGGCAGCUAAUACAUUCAGUCAUUAUUCCUGUUGUCAAAUUUUGUCCGCCGGACUUGUGGGAAAUUUGGCUUGAGAAGCUUUUGCACCCUUUAUUUGUUCACUCUCAACAGGCUCUCAGCAUUUCUUGGGCUAGUCUUCUACACGAAGGCAGAUCAAAAGUUCCAGACUACUUGUCUGUGUCAGUGGGAGAGUUAAAAGUCGAAGUAAUGGAAGAAAAGCUACUUCGGGAUCUAACUCGUGAGAUAUGUUCUCUCCUCUCCGUCAUAGCUUCUCCAGCACUAAACACAGGGCUUCCAUCUCUAGAACAAUCUGGGCAUGCCAAUCGCGUGGAUUCGUCUUCUCUGAAAGAAUUGGAGGCGUUUUCUCAAAGCUCAAUGGUUAGUUUCCUCAUGAAGCACAAACAUGUGGUUCUCCCGGUGUUGCAAAUGUGUCUUGAAGUUUUCACAUGGACAGAUGGUGAAGCCACAAGUAAAGUUUGUUCUUUCUGCUCCACGGUUUUCCUCCUGGCUAUAUCAACAAACAAUGUGGAGCUUCGAGAAUUCGUUUCUAAAGAUCUGUUCUCUGCAAUCAUCCGUGGCUUGUCUCUCGAGUCAAAUGCUAUAAUCAGUGCUGAUCUUGUCAACCUAUGUCGCGAAAUAUUUGUAUAUCUCUGUGAUAGAGAUCCGGCUCCUCGACAGGUUCUACUCUCUCUUCCUUGCAUUAAACCCCAAGAUUUAGCUGCUUUUGAGGAAGCGUUGACGAAGACCUUGAGCCCGAAGGAACAGAAGCAGCAUAUGAAGAGUCUGCUGGUACUAGCAACAGGCAAUAAGUUGAAAGCUCUGGCGGCUCAGAAGAGUGUCAACAUAAUUACCAACGUGUCAAUGAGGCCUCGCAGCAAUGUAAAUGCCCCCGAACCGAGGGUUGAAGAUGGGGAGCAUGUUGGGUUGGCUGCAAUCUUGUGAACAAACCCUUCACUGAAAAUUGUACAGGAAAGAGUUUAUGAUACACAUAUACUAGAGGCUACGGCGCAAUGGAGCAGUCCGUGGUGAGGAAAUUAAUUAAGGCAGCCUUCUUUGUUGUUAUAUCCUUUUCCGUUUCUUCUGCCCUAUGGCCUAUCCUAUGUAAUUUUGGACCUGAGGAGGCCAUGAAAUCCUUUUGAUCCCCAUUCACAGUUUUGGAGCUCAUCGAGUGAUGUAGGUUCGUCAUUGUCACAUGGCUGCUCACUUUAUGCUUUUCGAUAAUCAAAUUUAGUUACCCUUGAUGUAGCGGGCUUAUCUAUCUAGUGUGUUUUACUGAUGCUGAUUCAUGUUCGAGUUGGUGAAGUGAAGUUAUGAUGUUGACAGA